CGUGCCAUGUGGAGUGGACGCUCUCUUUCUCUCUCUCUCUCACUCCAUCACUCCCACACCCCUUCCAUGUGAUCCUCAUAGGCUCAUAGUACUUCCAAUCCAAUCGCUUCACUUCCCAAAACCUGCCUUCUUCUUCUUCUUCUUCUCUCUCUCUCUCUCUCUCUCUCUCUCUCUCUGAUAUUUUUCGUUUCUCUCUCUGCAUCCAUCCUAUCAUCUUCACCAGAAUCAGCGCCACACACUUCCCCAAGCGCCUUUCCUCUCUGUCGCUUUGUCCUUUUUUUAUUUCUCUCACGCUAGAAAUCGUUGCCAUACGACUGAUACGAAUAUUCCACCGUCCAUUUCCCUCUCUUUUGGAACAUUCAUGUAACAAAUAUCUUCGCAAUUCGCAGCCAGCUUCUCAUUUUCAUUAUUUAGUCGACCAAAUAUCUUCACAUCUUCUACAAUUUGCUUCGUAGAAGCUGGUAAAAGUACUAGAUAUGGCGACUACAGCAGAUGCUAAUGGUAAUAAAAAGUCUGGUCUUUCUGCUAAAUCUACAAAAAUUCUGGCUGUUGCGCACCCGAUGGCCAAAGAACCGACAGAGAUAGCUUCCAACAUCAGUUACCAUGCCCAAUACAGUCCUCAUUUUUCUCCUUUCAAGUUUGAGCCAGAACAAGCAUUCUAUGCGACGGCAGAGAGUCUUCGUGAUCGUCUGAUUCAACAAUGGAAUGAGACCUAUCUUCAUUUUCACGUAUCCGAUCCGAAGCAAACAUACUAUUUGUCCAUGGAGUAUCUCCAAGGACGAGCAUUGACUAAUGCAAUUGGAAACCUGGAUGUUCGAGAUGCUUAUACUGAUGCUUUGAAUAAGCUGGGCCAUGAACUUGAGGAAGUUGUUGAGCAGGAGAAAGAUGCAGCUCUGGGAAACGGAGGACUGGGAAGACUUGCGUCAUGCUUUCUUGACUCUAUGGCAACAUUGAAUUUGCCUGCAUGGGGAUAUGGUUUGAGGUACAGGUAUGGGCUGUUCAAGCAGCGCUUUGGCAAGGAGGGUCAAGAAGAAGUGGCUGAAGACUGGCUUGAGAAGUUUAGCCCUUGGGAAGUUGUCAGACAUGACAUCGUGUUCCCUGUCAAAUUUUUUGGUAGCGUUGAAGUCCAACCCACUGGAUCGCGGAAAUGGGUAGGUGGGGAGGUUGUACAAGCUCUAGCAUAUGACGUGCCCAUUCCAGGAUACAAAACCAAGAACACUAUUAGUCUUCGUCUCUGGGAAGCCAAAGCUGGUGCUGAAGACUUCAACCUCUUCCAAUUUAAUGAUGGACAGUAUGAAUCAGCUGCGCAGCUCCAUUCCAGAGCUCAGCAGAUUUGUGCUGUUUUAUAUCCUGGAGAUGCCACAGAAAGUGGAAAGCUACUACGAUUGAAGCAACAAUUUUUCUUGUGCAGUGCAUCACUUCAGGACAUUAUUUUUAGAUUCAAGGAGAGAAAAGAUGGAAAGGGUUCGCGGCAGUGGUCCGAGUUCUCCAGUAAGGUUGCAGUGCAACUGAAUGAUACACAUCCAACUCUCUCAAUUCCAGAGCUGAUGCGAUUACUAAUGGAUGAUGAAGGACUUGGAUGGGAUGAAGCUUGGGAUGUGACAACAAGGACGAUUUCUUAUACAAAUCACACUGUCCUUCCUGAGGCACUGGAGAAAUGGUCACAAGCUGUGAUGUGGAAACUUCUUCCUCGCCAUAUGGAAAUCAUUGAAGAAAUCGAUAAGAGGUUUAUGGCAAUGAUAAAGUCAACACAGCCAGACCUCGAGAGCAAGAUUUCCAACAUGUGCAUCUUGGAUAACAAUCCCCAAAAACCAGUUGUGCGCAUGGCUAAUUUAUGUGUGGUGUCAUCACAUACGGUCAAUGGUGUUGCCCAGCUACACAGUGACAUUUUAAAGGCCGAAUUGUUUGCAGACUAUGUCUCUGUAUGGCCUACCAAAUUCCAGAAUAAAACAAAUGGCAUUACUCCUCGUAGAUGGCUCCGAUUUUGCAGUCCCGAGCUCAGCAAUAUCAUCACCAAGUGGUUAAAAACAGAUCAAUGGGUGACCAACCUUGACCUACUUACGGAUCUUCGGCAAUUUGCUGAUGAUGCAGACUUGCAAGCUGAGUGGAAAUCAGCCAAGAUGGCUAACAAGGAGCGAUUAGCUCGGUACAUACAGCAAGUGACAGGUGUAAGCAUUGACCCAAAUAGCCUCUUUGACAUACAGGUCAAGCGGAUCCAUGAAUAUAAAAGACAGCUGCUAAAUAUUCUGUAUGCGGUCUAUAGGUACAAGAACUUGAAGGUGAUGAGCCCUGAAGAGCGGAAAAAUACAACACCUCGCACCAUAAUGAUUGGAGGAAAAGCAUUUGCGACUUAUACCAAUGCAAAAAGAAUAGUCAAGCUAGUGAAUGAUGUUGGUGCUGUCGUCAAUACUGACCUCGAGGUCAACAGCUAUUUGAAGGUAGUUUUUGUUCCAAACUACAAUGUAUCUGUAGCAGAGAUACUUAUACCAGGAAGCGAGCUAUCACAACAUAUUAGCACGGCGGGUAUGGAGGCAAGUGGCACAAGCAACAUGAAGUUUGCACUCAAUGGAUGUCUCAUCAUAGGAACAUUAGAUGGGGCCAAUGUUGAAAUCAGGGAGGAAAUUGGAGAGGAGAAUUUCUUCCUCUUUGGCGCAACAGCAGAUGAAGUUCCUAGGCUCCGCAAGGAAAGAGAAAAUGGCCUGUUCAAACCAGAUCCUCGGUUUGAAGAAGCCAAGCAAUUCAUAAGAAGUGGAGCAUUUGGCAGCUAUGAUUACAAUCCACUCCUUGAGUCGUUGGAAGGAAACUCAGGUUACGGUCGUGGCGAUUAUUUUCUUGUUGGCCAGGACUUCCCAAGCUACAUGGAUGCUCAGGAAAGAGUAGACGAGGCUUACAAGGAUAGGAAAAGAUGGACAAAGAUGUCAAUAUUGAGCACCGCCGGGAGUGGCAAAUUCAGCAGUGACCGGACGAUUUCUCAGUAUGCAAAGGAAAUUUGGAACAUAGAGGAGUGCCGAGUACCAUAAUCUGCAACCGAAAUCCCAUCGUCUUAUACCAUCCAUUUGUUUUUCUUUCAUGACGAUGUGCUUUAAAACACAGAUAUAAAUGAAACGAAAGAAAAAACAGAAACACUCCGCUGGGCAUUAAUAAGUUGUAUUUGCAUUUUGUACAAUUUGUGAUGGUGUCACAGAGGCACCAGUUUUAUUAUCAUCUUAUUGCUUGCUGAA
Molecule: messenger RNA, 3221 nt
Organism: Rhododendron vialii
Lineage: Eukaryota; Viridiplantae; Streptophyta; Magnoliopsida; Ericales; Ericaceae
Product: alpha-glucan phosphorylase, H isozyme
Exons: 16
Coding region: 477-3020 (847 amino acids)
Biological process (GO): glycogen catabolic process
Cellular component (GO): cytoplasm
Molecular function (GO): glycogen phosphorylase activity; pyridoxal phosphate binding
Source: RefSeq, a predicted model, not a curated record